UAUCUUAUUGUUAUUAUAUUGUUAAAGAGUCCAUACCUUCUCGCUGGUUCUCUGCCACAUAGCUCUUCUCUGUUCUCUGUAGUGCAGUUCCUCAUGGUUUCACAGGGACUCCUCCAGGGCUCUCAACCCACCUCUUUUAUCCCAGCUAUCUUUACCAGCCACAGCUGCUGCCCAACUAAGGACUUAGCAGCUAUGACUCAUUUAGAAUAGCUAGGACCCACUUAUCUAAUAUAAUAUAUAGACUCUCACUAAAUUCCAGUUGUUGUAUUCUUAUUGCUGUUAUAACAAUACAUAUAUUCAGGCCCCCACAAGAGAAAAAGGCGGAUCAAGGCUGAGCUGAGGGAACCACGCCAUCGAUUCCUGCCUGAAUUCGCAGCCCCCACCUGAGGGAUCAUCAUCCCCAAUCGCGCCGGAUUUCCAGGAUUUCCCCAAACCAGGAUUGCCAAGGCCUGGGAGGCUGCGAGGAAGAGGAAGAUGCCCCAGGACACUAAAGCAGAGCAGGAGGUGAGCAUGGAGAGCAGGGAGGACAAAUGCCCGUGGCAGAACCUGGUGGAAGAGGCCGUUUUGAGUGGCUCCACGGCGCAGGAAGCCAACGGGGAGGAAAAGCCCCGGAGAUGCCGCACGAGGAGGGGCUGCAAACGCAGCCGGCGGGGAUCUGAGGGGGAAAGAGCCAGCCUGGGCUGGGAAGGCAGCCAGAGAUGGAGCCAGAGCUCGGAGCUGGUGCUCCAUGAGCAGCUCCAUGAUGGGGAGAAGCCCCAUAUGUGCGAGGAGUGUGGGAAGAGCUUCAGGUGGAACUGCCACCUGAUUGUGCACCAGAGGAUCCACACUGGGGAACGGCCCUACGAGUGUGGGGAGUGUGGGAAGACCUUCAACCGGAGCUACCACUUGAUCAUACAUCAGAGGACCCACACUGGAGAGAAGCCGUAUGAGUGUGGGGAGUGUGGGAAGAGCUUCAGAGAGAGCUCCAACUUGAUCACGCACCAGAGGACCCACACUGGGGAGAGGCCCUAUGAGUGUGGGGAGUGUGGGAAGAGCUUCAGGUGGAACUCCGACCUGAUUGUGCACCAGAGGAUCCACACUGGGGAGAAGCCGUACGAGUGUGGGGAGUGUGGGAAGAGCUUCAGCCAGAGCCCCAACCUGAUCCGGCACCUGAGGACCCACACUGGAGAAAGGCCGUACAAGUGUUCCGAGUGUGAGAUGUGCUUCGGAGAGAACUCCAGCCUGAUGAAGCACCAGAUGACCCACACUUGGGAGAGACCCUGUGAGUGUUCCAAGUGUGGGAAGAGGUUUAAGACUGGCUCCCGUCUCCUCCGGCACUAUCUGAGUCACACGGAGGAGAGGCCCUUCCAAUGCCCUGACUGCGGGAAGGGAUUCAAAGAGAACUCCAAACUCGUCACCCACCGGCGCACCCACACUGGGGUGAGGCCCUACAAGUGUUCCAAGUGCGGGAAGAGGUUUAAGACCAGCACCCAUCUCUUCCGGCACUAUCGGAUUCACAGAGAGGAGAGGCCCUUCCAAUGCCCCGACUGUGGGAAGGGAUUCAAGGAUAACUCCACCCUCAUCACCCACCGGCGCAUCCACACAGGGGAGAGGCCCUACGAGUGUUCCAAGUGCAGGAAGAGGUUUCAGACCAGCUCUGAUCUCAUCCGGCACUAUCGGAUUCACACAGAGGAGAGGCCCUUCCAAUGCCCCGACUGCGGGAAGGGAUUCAAGAACAACUCCCACCUCAUCAUCCACCGGCGCAUCCACACUGGGGAGAGGCCCUACGAGUGUCCCCAGUGUGGGAAGAGCUUCUCCAGGAGCUCUCACUUGACCCAACACCAGCGGAGGCACCACUAAGGGAAGCCCUGUGAGUGCCCCGAGUGUGGGCAGAGCUUCGUGCGCUGCUCCUGCUCCAUCCCCUACUGGAGGAGGCACUUUGGGCACAGCCCUGGUCACUCACAUUCCCUGUGAUCCAUGUUGGGAACACACCUGGCUGCUUCUCCUUUUGGUUUGGCCUUAUUUUUCCUCUGCUUCACCUUCAUCCUUUAAAAACACCCAAAACUGGGUUAAAUGAAGGAAAUUGAUCAAAUGUAUCUGACGUUCCAUAAUUUCUCAGUUGUUUUAGAUGGUAUUUAGAAUUUGGGGACAUGUUCUGUGUGGAGUGCUGCUGUUCCUAAGAGGCAGAAAUUUGAUCUCACCCUUCUUGUGUUGCUAAGAACUCCUCCCCGGACCCAAACCCCAACUCCACCCUUGGGAUACCCUAUAAAAACUCCACGGCUCUGCCUUUGCCUUGUCUUUGGGGGGUAAGAAAUGGAUUCCCAAAGGAUCAGCCCUUUUCCCACUGGAUUCCCAAAAUUUCAGCUUUUCCCACUGGAUUCCCAGAGGAUAAAUCUUCUCCCACUGGAUUCCCAAAGAAUCAGCCCUUUCCCAGUGGAUUCUUAAAAUUUCAGCUUUUCCCACUGGAUUCCCAAAGAAUCAGCCCUUUCCCAGUGGAUUCUUAAAAUUUCAGCUUUUCCCACUGGAUUCACAAAUAAUCAACCUUUUUUCCAGUGUAUUUCCAGAUGAUAAAUAUUUUCCCACUGUAUUCCCAGAGGAUCAGUCGUUUUCUCACUGGAUUCCAAAGGAUCAGCCUCAUUCUCUACUGGAUUCCUAGAGGAUCAAGCUUUUCCUACUGGAUUCCCAAAGGAUCAACCUUUUUUUCCAAUGGAUUCCCAGAUGAUCAACUGUUUCCCACUGGAUUCCUAGAGGAUAAAUCUUUUCCCACUGGAUUCCAAGAUGAUCAACCUUUUUCAUGGAUUCCCAGAGUAUUUUGACUCUGUAUGGUGAUUUGACGGGAAAUAGGUUGUCUAGGAUGUGGUGGUCAAACCAAUGGGUGCUCAGAUUUUAAUAUUGGCACCUGGUUUGGCCCCUGGGACAUUAGAUCCGCCUCCGAGAACACAAGAGUUUAAAGCAGAGCUCUCCCCUGGGCAGCUCUCUUUGGAUUUCCGGUGGGAAAAGGGUUUGGAUCUCUCAGUGGCAGGGGGAGGGGAAGCCACACGGCCGUGAGGUGGCCGGGCCUGGGACAGAGAUGGGAGGUAGGCCCAGCCCAAGGGUGGAAGAAUGGAAGAAGUACUGAGAGGUAUUUCCUGCCCCCCUCCCCCUCGGAGAGAUGAAGGUAGAGAGAGAGAGAGAGAGACAGAGAGAGCCAGAGAGAGCUCUGCCAGGGACUGUUAUCUUGAAAUUUGAUAUCAUGUGUUGUCUUGAAAUUUGAUAUCACGUGUUGCCAGCACAGCCUGCCCGUGUGUCUGGCUGCUUGCAGGAGCUUUUAACCCCUUUGUGGACAAUGAAAACAUUGCAGAGCAUUGACCUUUCCUGGAGGGGAGAUGGAGUGGAAGAUGAAGAGGGAACUGAGCAAGUGUUGAAGGUCUGAGCAAGGGAGAGAUAUGAAAAGAAUAGAGAAGAACUCGGGUGGAAGAGAUGAUGGAGUGGCUGCUUUGCUGGACUCUUUUUGUAUAGCCAUGGACAGAACCAUGUUUCCUUGUGAUAUAGAGACUGUAUCCGGGGGGGGGCAAUGCCCUGGAACCAAGAGGGUUCAGUGUUGGUGCCCCUCGGCCCCAGGGGGAAUAAUUUGGGAGGGGCAGGUGUCCCAAAGGAGAGACUGUGCCCUUUUUGGAAUGGGACAAGGCAUCCUUAAAAGAUGACCCUGGAAGCAGCUCUGGUCCGUGUUCAGUGGUGAGAGCACUGGACAUGAAAGGAAGAGGUCACCAUGGCACAAGAAGGACUCCUCUCCUCUUGAUGAACUGAAGAUUGAUUGUUUGAAGGGUGGUGCUGGACCGAGAGUUUUGGGGAAUGUAUUGUAUUGUAUUGGAGAGUUGGUGGGGAGGAGGGGGAGAUGUAUUUGUGAAAUUUUCAUUUUCCUUGUGUGUUUUUUUUUUCCCUUGUAGUUUAAUUAAUAAAUUCUUCUUUAUUUCUAAGUGGGAGCCUGCUUUGCUUAUUCCUGGUCACAGCUCACAGUAGAAACGAGGGAGAGGGUAUUUUCAUGGCGGCACUGGCAUUAUGCCAGUGUCAAACCAUGACACUCUGUCACUGUUGUUUUUGUUUGUGCUACUGCAUUUGUAUUUUUAAUUUUUCCUAAUAAAGAACUGUUAUUUCUACUCCCA
Messenger RNA from Melospiza melodia melodia, 4121 nucleotides. Its product is annotated as zinc finger protein 501-like. Gene Ontology annotation, molecular function: RNA polymerase II cis-regulatory region sequence-specific DNA binding; DNA-binding transcription factor activity. The transcript has 3 exons. Gene Ontology annotation, biological process: regulation of transcription by RNA polymerase II. The record is from RefSeq and is a predicted model, not a curated record. The coding region runs from base 475 to 1839 and encodes 454 amino acids. Lineage: Eukaryota; Metazoa; Chordata; Aves; Passeriformes; Passerellidae.